Molecule: messenger RNA, 2283 nt
Organism: Thermothelomyces thermophilus ATCC 42464
Lineage: Eukaryota; Fungi; Ascomycota; Sordariomycetes; Sordariales; Chaetomiaceae
Product: glycoside hydrolase family 3 protein
Exons: 2
Coding region: 1-2283 (760 amino acids)
Biological process (GO): xylan catabolic process; arabinan catabolic process
Cellular component (GO): plant-type cell wall
Molecular function (GO): xylan 1,4-beta-xylosidase activity; alpha-L-arabinofuranosidase activity
Source: RefSeq, a predicted model, not a curated record
AUGGCCUUCCUUUCCUCCUUUGCCCUUGCCGCCCUCGGGGCACUCGUCGUCCCGGCGAGGGGCGGCGUGACGUACCCGGACUGCGCAAACGGACCGCUCAAGUCAAAUACGGUGUGCGAUACGUCGGCGUCCCCGGGAGCCCGAGCCGCUGCUCUUGUGAGUGUAAUGAACAACAACGAAAAACUUGCAAAUCUUGUCAACAAUUCGCCCGGCGUCUCGCGGCUCGGCCUGAGUGCGUACCAGUGGUGGAACGAAGCCCUCCACGGAGUAGCCCAUAACCGCGGCAUUACCUGGGGCGGCGAGUUCAGCGCGGCAACCCAGUUCCCGCAGGCUAUCACGACUUCCGCCACUUUCGAUGACGCUUUGAUCGAGCAAAUCGGCACCAUUAUCAGCACCGAGGCCCGUGCCUUUGCCAACAAUGGGCGCGCUCAUCUCGACUUCUGGACGCCCAACGUCAACCCGUUUCGAGACCCGCGAUGGGGUCGCGGACACGAGACGCCGGGAGAGGAUGCAUUCAAGAAUAAGAAGUGGGCCGAGGCCUUCGUCAAGGGCAUGCAAGGACCCGGACCGACGCACCGAGUCAUCGCCACAUGUAAGCACUACGCCGCCUACGACCUCGAGAACUCCGGGAGCACGACCCGAUUCAACUUCGAUGCGAAGGUGUCAACUCAAGAUCUCGCCGAGUACUAUCUCCCUCCGUUCCAACAGUGCGCCCGGGACUCUAAGGUGGGCUCCAUCAUGUGCAGCUACAAUGCGGUCAAUGAAAUCCCGGCCUGCGCGAAUCCUUACCUGAUGGAUACCAUCCUGCGGAAACAUUGGAAUUGGACCGACGAGCACCAGUAUAUUGUGAGCGACUGCGAUGCCGUGUACUAUCUCGGCAAUGCGAACGGCGGCCACCGAUACAAGCCGAGCUAUGCGGCGGCGAUCGGAGCAUCUCUCGAGGCUGGUUGCGAUAACAUGUGCUGGGCGACCGGCGGCACCGCCCCGGAUCCCGCCUCAGCCUUCAAUUCCGGCCAGUUCAGCCAGACGACACUGGACACGGCUAUUUUGCGCCAGAUGCAGGGCCUCGUCCUAGCGGGAUACUUUGACGGUCCGGGCGGUAUGUACCGCAACCUGAGCGUGGCGGACGUGAACACGCAGACCGCCCAGGACACUGCACUCAAGGCGGCGGAAGGAGGCAUCGUGCUCCUCAAGAACGAUGGGAUCCUUCCGCUGUCGGUUAACGGUUCCAAUUUCCAGGUCGCUAUGAUCGGGUUCUGGGCGAACGCAGCCGACAAGAUGCUCGGGGGUUACAGCGGGAGCCCGCCGUUCAACCAUGAUCCCGUGACCGCUGCAAGAUCGAUGGGCAUCACGGUCAACUACGUCAACGGGCCAUUGACGCAACCCAACGGGGAUACGUCGGCAGCACUCAAUGCGGCCCAAAAGUCCAACGCGGUGGUAUUCUUUGGUGGAAUCGACAAUACGGUGGAGAAGGAGAGUCAGGACAGAACGUCCAUCGAGUGGCCCUCAGGGCAACUGGCUCUGAUUCGGAGGCUAGCCGAAACCGGCAAACCAGUCAUCGUCGUCAGGCUCGGGACGCACGUCGACGACACCCCGCUCCUCAGCAUUCCGAAUGUGAGAGCCAUUUUGUGGGCAGGAUACCCGGGUCAAGACGGCGGGACUGCUGUGGUGAAAAUCAUUACCGGCCUUGCUAGUCCGGCGGGGAGGCUGCCCGCCACUGUGUAUCCGUCUUCGUACACCAGCCAAGCGCCCUUUACAAACAUGGCCCUGAGGCCUUCUUCGUCCUAUCCCGGGCGAACAUACCGCUGGUACAGUAACGCCGUCUUUCCAUUUGGCCACGGCCUACAUUAUACCAAUUUCAGUGUCUCGGUGCGGGACUUUCCGGCCAGCUUCGCGAUUGCCGAUCUCCUGGCUUCCUGCGGGGAUUCCGUGGCGUAUCUUGAUCUUUGCCCCUUCCCGUCCGUGUCGCUCAAUGUGACCAAUACAGGCACCCGCGUGUCCGAUUACGUUGCGCUUGGGUUCUUGUCGGGAGAUUUUGGUCCCAGCCCACAUCCCAUCAAGACAUUGGCGACGUAUAAGCGCGUGUUUAACAUCGAACCUGGGGAAACACAGGUGGCCGAGCUAGACUGGAAGCUGGAGAGCCUGGUCCGGGUAGAUGAGAAGGGCAACAGGGUACUCUACCCCGGAACAUAUACGCUUCUUGUGGAUCAGCCAACCUUGGCAAAUAUCACCUUUAUUUUGACAGGAGAAGAGGCAGUGUUGGAUAGUUGGCCGCAGCCGUGA